Messenger RNA from Closterium sp. NIES-65, 1413 nucleotides. Lineage: Eukaryota; Viridiplantae; Streptophyta; Zygnematophyceae; Desmidiales; Closteriaceae. The record is from the annotation of a GenBank genome assembly.
AUGGAGGGUUCGGCGACAGGGGGAAAUCACGGAGGCGAUCCUCGCGCCGAGCAUGCCGCAACCAAGGAGUCCGAGGAGGCGGCAACGCAACACCAUCUGACGCUGCUCCAGCCGAGCGUGGUCGAAGUUUCUGCAGCCGUGCUGGAUAAGGACAAGGUGGCACAGCACGAGUCGGUGGGGCUGGUCGGUGGCUCUCCUCCUUCUGGUGGACGGGGAAGGCGUAGGCAAAGGAAGAGCGAUGGGGAGGAGGAUGAUGACACCGCCGUGCCCGGGGACCUCACCACGCGGGCGAAGAGGCGCCAGACGACAGGUAGUGCUGACAACGCCGGAGGCGCGGAAGUUGACACACCGCGAGGCGCCAAGGAAGCUAGUGGCAAGGCGGGCGGUCAAGCAUUGCGCCAGAAGGGCCGCCCCGCAGCAAGAAAAGCAUCUGGCGGAAGGAGAGGCAAGAAAGCAGCGACAGGAACGAGGCCGAAACGGGGCGAUGAAGACCCCGGUGAUACGGAGGAGGAGGAGGAUGAGGAGGAGGAUGCGGAGGGAGAGGAGGAUGAAGAGGAAGCGGAGGAGCAAGACGCGGAUGUUGGGGAGGAUGCUAAAGAUGAGAAUGAUGGCGGGGAGGACGAAGAGGAGGAGGAGGAGGAGGAGGAGGAGGAGGAGGAGGAGGAGGAGGAGGAGGAGGAGGAGGAGGAGGAGGAGGAGGAGGAGGGGGAUGAGGAGGAGGAGCAGGGUGACGAGGAGGAGGAGGAGGAGGAGGAGGAGGAGGAGGAGGAGGAGGAGGAGGAGGAGGAGGAGGAGGCAUCAGAGAAGGAGGAGGAGGAGGAGGAGGAGGAGGAGGAGGAGGAGGAGGAGGAGGAGGAGGAGGAGGAGGAGGAGGAGGAGGAGGAGGAGGAUGUGGCGCCAGGGAAGAGACGGGGCGGGCGUGGCGGUCGGGUGAGUGGGACAGGGAAGGAGGGGGGCCGGACUCGCCCUUCCCGAAAACGCGGGGCAGGUGACGCUGCGCGCGGCGAAGCAGCGGGCAAACCGAAGGCGCGUAAGGUGAAGGUCGAAAGUGAAGGGGUUGGUAAAAAGCAAGGGAGCCAGGGUGCAAAAGGGGAUGGAGGAGGAAAGGGUGGCCGCGCCAAAGGGGUUCGAGUGGGUACCGGCAAGAAGGAACCUGCCGGUGAAAGUGAGGAGCACGAGCAGUUUGUUACACGGGAGGAGUUCCAGGCGCUGCGGUCUGAGAUGUACGCCAUGUUUGCACAGCUUGGCCUGCGUCGUGGAGUACCUGCCAGCUAUGCCGGCGGGUCGGCAGCCCUGCCUAUGGCUGGUACCCCGCCGCCGAUGAGCGCCGUGGACAAGGCACGAGUGCUAGUGUUGCAGGAGACAAACCCAUUCCCGGUAUGUGGCGGGCCAAAUGGGGCGGGUUGGGGUUGA